AUGGGUGACAGAGACAAGAACUUGAAGGAACUGAAGGAAUUCAAGCCUGGAAACCCAAAGGUGGAAAGAGUGAGAAUCCUGCUGCAUGGACCAGUUGGUGCUGGGAAGUCCAGUUUAAUAAAGUCUAUCAACAGCAUCUUUCAAGGAGAAAUAACAAAUGUAGCACUGGCUGAUUCUGACAUUGGAGGUGACAGUUUCACCAAGACACACAAAACCUACUUCAUAGAGGAUCGAAGUGCUGGGUCCAAGUAUGCCUUUGCCUUCAAUGAUACCGUGGGUUUGGAGGAAAGUGGAGGAGUGAACAAACAAGACAUCCUUCUUGUCCUGAAAGGCCAUGUAAAAGAUGGCUACAAGUUCAACAGUGAGUCCCCUUUGUCAGAAGAUGAUCCAUACUACAAUAACAUCCCCAGCCUGGAAGACCAGGUUCACUGUCUGGUCACAGUGUUGGCAACAGAUACGCUGUCCUUUAUGCCAAAGGAACUGAUCAGAAAACUAAGAGAUAUCCGGCUUGAAGCUAGCAACAUGGGGAUUCCUCAGGUGGUCCUAUUGACUAGGGUGGAUGAGGCUUGUGAGCUGGUGAAGAAGGAUGUGCGAAAUGUGUACACAAGCAAAUACAUAAAACAGCAGAUAGAGAAGUGCAGUGCUCUAUUGGGUACACCAAUGAACUGCAUCCUUCCUGUGAAGAACUACCACAAUGAGCCUGAACUGAUCAAUGACCUUGAUGAGCUGUUGCUGAAAGCCCUGAAACACAUUAUCAACUUUGCAAAUGACUAUACCCAGUUCAGACAGCUUCCCUUUAGGAGCCAGCCCAAACAGCAUACCUACAAGAGCCAGUCCAAACUUCACUUUAACCUGUUUCUGGCAAGUGUCACAGACAUAAAAGCUCUCUAG
Molecule: messenger RNA, 891 nt
Organism: Megalops cyprinoides (Indo-Pacific tarpon)
Lineage: Eukaryota; Metazoa; Chordata; Actinopteri; Elopiformes; Megalopidae
Product: interferon-induced protein 44-like
Exons: 7
Coding region: 1-891 (296 amino acids)
Source: RefSeq, a predicted model, not a curated record